Molecule: messenger RNA, 2690 nt
Organism: Malania oleifera
Lineage: Eukaryota; Viridiplantae; Streptophyta; Magnoliopsida; Santalales; Ximeniaceae
Product: putative pentatricopeptide repeat-containing protein At1g69350, mitochondrial
Exons: 1
Coding region: 63-2690 (875 amino acids)
Biological process (GO): RNA modification
Molecular function (GO): zinc ion binding; protein binding; RNA binding
Source: RefSeq, a predicted model, not a curated record
UGUUCUGUAUCAGUUUCCAAAGACUGCUCAUUGUCCUACACUCCCGCUAGAAUAUAUAAAGAAUGACCCUGUACAUGCCAUUGUUCAAAUCCUGUUCCACCUUGAGAACACUCUCCCAGCUCCAUGCCCACCUCUUGGUCACAGGCCUCCACAGAGAUGUACUUGCCUCCACCAAACUCAUCGACUCUUAUGCCAAAAUGGGUACCCUUGAAUCUGCGACAACUGUCUUUGAAAACUUCCCCAGGCCUGAUUCUUUCAUCUGGGGUGUAUUGAUCAGGUGCUGUGUGAGGAAUGGCUCCUUUGAACAAGCCAUUUCGCUGUACCAUGAGAUGCUGCACCGGCAGACCCAGAUCAGCAGCUUUGUAUUUUCGUCCAUUUUAAGAGCUUGUUCUGGUUUUGGUGAUUUGGGUAUCGGCGGGGACGUACAUGGGAGGAUAAUUAAAUGUGGGGUUGACACCGAUGCCAUUGUGGGCACAUCUCUAGUUCGGAUGUAUGGAGAGAAUGACUGCUUAGAUGACGCUCGAAAGAUAUUUGAUCAAAUGCUGAUAAGGGAUGUUGUUUCAUGGUGUUCAAUCAUAGCAAGCUAUGUUCAGAAUGGACGGGCGAGCGAAGGUUUAGAGAUGUUCCAUCAGAUGGUCUCCGAACGAAUCAAACCCGAUUCAGUGAUAAUGCUAAGUGUAAUUGAGGCUUGUGCUGAAUUGGGCCUUUUUAGAUUAGCAAGGUCAGUUCACGGUUACAUAAUCAGACAUGACCUAGAAAGGCAUGGGUCAUUGGAUAAUUCUCUUAUUGUGAUGUAUAGUAAAUUUGGCGACUUGCAUGGUGCGGAAUGCCUCUUUGAGAGUAGGACUGUCUGGAGUACUCCUUCAUGGACGAGUAUGAUUUUCUGCUACAACCAAAGUGGUUGCUUCCGAGAAGCACUGAACAUUCUUGUAGAGAUGCAAGAAUCUAAAGUAGAACCCAAUUCAGUAACCAUGAUGGGUAUUUUAUAUUCAUGUGCAAGGUUAGGUAGGCUUAAGGAAGGGAAGUCAGUUCAUUGUUUUGUUAUCAGAAAAGCUCAAGACCCUGACUUCCAAUUUCUUGGGCCAGCACUAAUAGAUUUUUACGCUGUUUGUGGAAAACCAGAAUACAGCCAGAAAGCAUUUGAUUCAGUUUCAGACAGAAAUAUUGUGUUAUGGAAUGUGCUCAUAUCUGUUUAUGCUAGAAAAAGGCUGUCAAACGAAGCUUUAGCAUUCUUUGCGCAGAUGCAUGAACAGGGAUUUAUGCCAGACUCAUUCACCAUAGCAAGUUCACUCUCAGCUUGUGGAGAUGUCCAUUUUUCUCAGCUUGGAAGUCAGAUCCACGGUCAUAUUGUCAAAACAGGCUUCUUCAAUGAGUUUGUCCAGAAUUCUCUGAUUGAUAUGUACUCUAAAUGUGGGUUUGUGGAUUUGGCAUCCAUGAUAUUUGGUGAGAUCCCAAACAAAAGCACUAUUACAUGGAAUUCUAUGAUUUGUGGGUUUUCUCAGAAUGGUAAUUCAGUUGAAGCAAUCAGUCUGUUUGAUCAGAUGUACUUCAACUGUGUUGAGAUGGACAAUGUAACCUUCUUGAGUGCAAUUCAAGCUUGUUCACAUCUCUGUUAUCUAGAAAAGGGAAAGUGGGUGCAUCACAAGCUCAUUACCUUUGGAAUAAGAAAGGAUUCCCAUACUGAGACUGCUCUAUGUGAUAUGUAUGCUAAGUGUGGAGACCUUCAUAUGGCCCAAAGAGUAUUUGAUAGCACGUUAGAAAGGAACGUGGUCUCGUGGAGUGCCAUGAUAGCUGGUUAUGGGAUGCACGGCCAGACUAAUGCUGCCAUAUCCCUCUUUACUCAAAUGCUAGAAUCAGGAAUAAAACCAAAUAAUGUGACCUUUCUGAAUAUUCUAUCUGCCUGUAGUCAUACAGGAUUAGUGAAAGAAGGGAAAUUGUAUUUUAACUUAAUGGGGGAUUUUGGCAUUGAACCAAAAUCAGAACACUUUGCUUGUAUGGUUGACCUUCUCAGCCGAGCUGGUGAUAUCAAUGGAGCCUAUGCAAUAAUCAGUUCAAUGCCGUUCCCUGCAAAUGCUAGCAUUUGGGGUGCUCUGCUUAAUGGGUGUCGUAUCCAUCGGAGGAUGGACAUGAUCACUAUCAUUCAAAGAAAGCUUUUAGAUACAAAUACAGAUGAUGCUGGACAUUAUACUUUAUUAUCUAAUAUAUAUGUGGAAGGAGGAAACUUGCAUGAUUUUGGGAAGGUGAGAUCAAUGAUGAGAAGUAUUGGUCUACAGAAAGUCCCUGGUCAUAGUACGGUUCAGAUUGAUACAAAAUUUUACAGAUUUGAGGCAGGAGAUACAUCUCAUAAUCAAACCAAGGAAAUUUACAGAUUUUUGGAAAAUUUUCUAAGUUUUGCUCAAGAACUAGGUUACAAUGCAGAGGGCUAUAGUUGUACAAUCGAUACGUGUGAAUUUUUUCCCAAGAGAAAUGACGUCAUGAAUCACAGUGAAAAGCUCGCAAUUGCCUUUGGAAUUAUAAAUACCAGUCCAAGAACUACACUGCACAUCUCAAAAAACCUUCGUAUCUGUAGUGAUUGCCAUUCCUUCACAAAAAUUGUGUCUAGAAUCACAGGCAGACAGAUCAUUAUGAGAGAUUUAAAUCGGUUUCAUCAUUUCAUUGAUGGGAGUUGCUCUUGUAGAGAUUACUGGUAA